AUGUCAAGCCCAACCUCCCCCUCCACCCAUAACAAGCGUUCCCCUCCUGACCAGAUGGAGGUUGACGGUAGUAGUGCUCGCAACAAUGGCACCACUGUUGACGAUUCAUCAUCGGUCGCCGCGCCUCGAAAACGCAAAAGAAAUGCGGAUAAUGGUGACCCACGUCGACUAAGAAGGUCUCAUGAGGCUUGUUCUCGGUGUAGAGCGAAGAAGAUCAAGUGCGACUCGAAACAUCCACGAUGCACCGCGUGUGCGAACUCUGGAGUUGUUUGUGCUCAAGAAGACCGCCAUAGAAAUACUCUUACUCCCAGAGGACACCUCGAAAGGGUAGAAUUCCAACUGGCUCAGUCCAUAAUCCUCAUUCGACAUCUCACUGGCCGCAUUCAUUUUGACCUCAUUGACCUCGACUCUUGUCUUGUGGAUGCCGGACUUGACCCAAACCCGCCACCGUUGAAUAGUUUCACCUAUGAACCUCUUGCCAAUAUCUACACAACAGCAUUUCCUCCGCCCGAAUACUACUCCCACAUCAACAAUCGCGCUCCUGAUCCAGAACCGGAAGAGCCGACACCAGCCCCUACCCCUCGUGCCACCUAUGCAGCCCCAGCAACCGACCAUGUCAAGGGUCAAGACCCAAAUAGCAAUGACCUCUCGUCCACACACGCACUUGCAAAGAAUUUUGGCGUGUCUCCUGACAUUGUAUCUGCUAUUGCCGCCAGCCAAGUAGACAAAGAAGAUUUGGCUGUCGGUUCAUCAGGGCUCACCUCUGGUCGCGACAGGUCAAUCCAUGAGGCAGCCACCCCGCGCGAUCCAGCACAUUGGGUAACGGUCACAGUCCGUCGCGGUCUGAACGCAUUCGCAAACCCUCCCCAUAUUGCCACAGUCAUCCCAGAUCUGAGUGGCGCGAUGGAUAUAUGGCUUCCUAAAGAUCGUGCUAUGGUUAAUGCUAUUGUUGAGGUCUACUUCACUCGUCUCAACAUCCACCGCCCCGUCUUUUCGCGCCUAGACUUUUUCAAGUCCUUGGAUGAACUUUAUGGUAGCCAAAUAUCUGGGUCUGGAGAGAAUGCCUGUCCACAUGACCCUGGUUUUCUGUGCAGCUUCUAUCUUGUCCUCGCCUUAGGGACACUUAGCGACCUUAACAACCGUUCUGUGCUUCACCAAAUGGAUUAUCCUCCGUCCCAACAACUCCUUGUAAAAAAACUUAUGCCGGCAGACUGGCCAGAGCACGACGAAUUCUUCGAACGUGCCCUCAGUGUGAAACCUGAUUUGCGAGUCACAAUGUCAAGUUUACAAGCCCUGAUACUGCUGCACUGGUAUCUUUACACCGAACGUCAAGGACGUACUCUCUGGCGCCUCGUGGGUAGUCUCGUCAGGCUUUCUGUUGAGUUGGGUCUACAUCAUGAUCCGACAUCUCAGCUCAAUGCCGUGAAACAACGGGUGUUCACUGACGAGGAGGCUCUUCUUCGUAUCAACCUCUGGGGCAUCAUACUCAUCCAUGAUCGAGGGACGUCCAUUCUAUUAGGUCGACCUCUUGGCAUCGCUCCCUCCGACUCCAACACCAUACGUCCUUCUCGAUCUAAAGGCCACAAUGAAUUUUCCGAACACUUUGAACUGAGCCAUGCGGUCGCUGAAAUUCAGGCCGAUAUUAUCAACUCUCUCUAUUCACCCACCCGCAAUAAGGGUGACGGACUAAUGCGCAAUGCAACUCGCGUCAUUAAAAGCAUGUCGGAAUUCCGGCGCAGCCUCCCUAAAAGGUAUCAAAACUACUUUGGGGGUACCGAAGAUUGGACGAUGGAACAGAAAACACAGCUUGUUCGAGAUAUCAAGGAAGACGAGGGCCUUACACUUCUCAAGAUCGGCAUUGCUCGCCUCUUGCUUCUUCGGGCCCUCUUCAGCUGUACUGAGUUGCACUACGAACAUCGACACAAGGCCUUGAUUGAUGCCAUCGUAACUGCCCAUAAUGUCAUCAUCUUUCAUAGCCAACUCAUACGUUUCCCCGACAUCGGUUUCUUUACUUCUCCGAUUCCUCUCCACAUUGCAGCAAUGGUUAUCCUAUAUGGACAGAUGUCCAACUGUGACCGACUGGACCGCCAAACGGCAAUCGACGAUCUCUGGCUUGCACUCGAUAUGCUUCCGCGAUUCAGGUGGCGUUGGGAGCGUAAGGACCUUAACGGUGGCCACCCUCUCAUAUUCAAGCUUGCGUCUUCUGUCAUGGGUGUUGAUCUUCAUACCGUGAAGCCGACAACGCAACCUGUGUUACUCGCAGAGCCAGACUGGGAUGAAGAUUCUGGGCUUCCUUCACCCAUGUCGUUGUCUCAGCAUACCUCUCCCGCGCCAAGUCACGCAUACCCUCCCAAACCACCCUACAGCCAUCAACGUGCGCCUGUCCACGAUUCGACGCCAACGGAUGGGGCUAGCGGAAAGCAUCUGGUCGACAUACCCACUGGGUUAUUUUAUCCGUUUUACCCUGAAGAGAAUAGCAACCCUGCUGCUCCACCGACUGGUCCAAAUACGAUAAAGGAGCCGAGUUACAACCAUAUCCUCGCUGCGGCUGCUACCCAUGGCCAACACGGGUCUUACGCCGGACAAGGGUCCUACGAUACGUAUAUUUCUGAGGAACGCAGUCCCACUCGCCACCGCAUGCACUGGGAGAAUAAUAAUAACCAUGGGACUUAUGUCAGCUCGCCGCGUUCGUGA
Molecule: messenger RNA, 2694 nt
Organism: Mycena indigotica
Lineage: Eukaryota; Fungi; Basidiomycota; Agaricomycetes; Agaricales; Mycenaceae
Product: Zn(2)-C6 fungal-type domain-containing protein
Exons: 5
Coding region: 1-2694 (897 amino acids)
Biological process (GO): positive regulation of transcription by RNA polymerase II; DNA-templated transcription
Molecular function (GO): sequence-specific DNA binding; zinc ion binding; DNA-binding transcription factor activity, RNA polymerase II-specific
Source: RefSeq, a predicted model, not a curated record